CAGCUCUGUGUACAUUUAAGCCUACUGGAGCUCUACUGAUAUUCUCCCUGUAAGUCCAAUUCUCCCUGUUGGGCCAUCGGUAGCAGGGGCACAACAACGAAGUGUUCGGAUGCAUGGCGGCAUGCAUGGCUGCGGUCUAGCUAGCUAAUAGCCAAUUUGCCAAUCUGAUUGUUGAUCAUGUCUUCUGAUAGUAUUGCUACUGGUAUCAGCACCAGUUCUGGUGGUAGUACCGGCAGUGCUGCUGCUGCUACCAAUACCAGCUCACCCAACAAUGCAAAACUGAAGAUGUCUCCUCCCUUCGAUUCUCUUCUUUUCGCUGAUGAUUUGAUUUUGGUCCAAGGCAUUCUACCUUAUGUUGGCGUUGGACAGUACGCGUUUGUAGGAGCUGUCAACAAAAAGAUGAAUCAACUAUACAAAGAGUACUGCACGCUUGAACUCAAGAAAAAUCCAAGAAAGGUUAAGACUAACCCUGGAGGGUUCCGGUCUGCUCACAGUCGCUCUUCGGGAAGCACCGGCACUUUUUGCAGCGAAACAUUCUGUAACCAGCCACGUGCAGAAUACUGGCUCAAGGACAAUUCCAGAAAUAAGACACCUCAUCGUGAUCAUGUUUGCACUGCCAUUGCCAAAAUUGGAAAUCUAUGCUGUCAUGAAAUGGGCACGACAAAAAGGAUUCCUCAUGGGAAUCAAUGUGACGUGUGCUAGUGCUGCACAAUGGACACUUGGAAAUUGCUCCAAUGUUUAGAGAAAAUGGUUGUCCAUGGA
Messenger RNA from Seminavis robusta, 762 nucleotides. NCBI's taxonomy places the organism in Eukaryota, Bacillariophyta, Bacillariophyceae, Naviculales, Naviculaceae. The record is from the annotation of a GenBank genome assembly.